Acanthosepion pharaonis is the source of this 1086-nucleotide messenger RNA. NCBI's taxonomy places the organism in Eukaryota, Metazoa, Mollusca, Cephalopoda, Sepiida, Sepiidae. The record is from the annotation of a GenBank genome assembly.
AUGGUUAACACUUAUUUCCCUUCAACAUCCUCACCAUUUCUUUUCACAUUGCCAACGAGUUCCUUGUUAUCCGCAUCGCCGUCGUCGUCCGUUUUUUCUUCCAUAUCUUUCCGCAAGUUAGACGAUCAGUCUUUGGCCGACUAUACUUCGUGGUCUCCUAAUAAUAACCAGAGGCGAAAUCUCGUUACUAGCGAGAACGGACACGAGACAAGUUUCAAUAACGAGUCUAUUUCCAGCGUGAACUUCUAUUGGGAACACCGUGUAGCUACCAUCAUUAACCUCUACGUGCCACCAUUUUUGGUCAUUCUGGGGACGAUCUGCAACUGUUUAGUCGUCCUUGUUAUGGCCGGACAUUGGUUCUCUUCUGUUUCUACAUCAGUGUACAUGAUCUCCGGUACGAUAGCCGACACUGCAAGCCUGUUGAUAGCAUUACCGGCACACUGGGUUUAUGUGAACUUUCCAGACUCCAUCCAGCGAUCCGAACACUCGCAUAUUAUGUGUAAGUUUUUUAAUUUUUUCGGCUGGGGAAGCAGCGACUACGGUAUUAUCUUGACUGUAGCAAUGACAAUAGAUAAAGCAAUCGCCAUAUUGUUUCCCAUCAAAGCGCAGGCUAACUGUACAACAAAGCGAUCCAAGAGAGUUAUUUUUAUCCUUUUUAUUUUCAUCGUGAUUAAAGAAAGCCAUUUUUUAUUCGUGUCGAAUAUCGUGCCGCCGGGUCGCACCGAACAAUUGUGCACAAUCGACAUCCCGAAUGACGAUCAAGAGGUCGCGCAGCUUCAAGGACUUCAGCGAGUCGAGACGCUCGUCCCAGGGAAUGGAUCGCUCCAAAAGCCGGCAGAUCACUGUCAUGUUGCUCGUCGAGUCCUUCACCCUCGUCAUCUUGACGCUGCCAUUCUCGCUGCACGUGACCAUCAUCAGCAGCAGCCGAACGGAGCCGCAUUCGACAGCGUUCAACCAGUUGGUGUUCGCCAUCGUCUUUUACCUGCUGUACGUGAACAGACUCUGUCUAACACUGCAUCUAUCUAUCUAUCUAUCUAUCUAUCUAUCUUAUGUGUUUCAUAUCUGUUUCCUGUACGUGAAGCUUAG